GGGAUUUCGGCAGCGGUACGGUAGCGCGCGCGCGGAUCUCAAUAUAAGGCGGCGUUUCAUCGUCGCAUCCUUUAUCUAACCUGUUUGCGGCCUUCGGACAUCACGCUCGCCGGGGGGGGCUUCUUCACUCCACUUCCCGCUCCCUCACCAGACACACCCUCGUUUCUUUCUUUACUUUGACGAGCGCGCGUCAUGGCGCCCCCGGCCUUAUCACCCUUGUCGCCGCGCGACAUCUCCUCCACCUUUGGCAAUGUCAAAGACAGUCUGAGCUCCUGGGACAAGUGCAUGUCCAAGACCUACUGCAAAUGGCCCGUUGUAGCAGUAAUCAUAGUAAGCGGCCUGAUCGUCUUCUCGUUGCUUUGGUGCUUCGCCCGUUGCCUCUGCUGCGGCGCACAAUGCUGUGCCUGUUGCCGCUGCUGCCAAUGCGGCCGUCACCAGCGCGUGCACCGCCAUGUCGACUCACCACCUCCGCAACCCAUCAACUCUCAAUACCAACCACCGCCACCCAUGUAUGCUGGACCAGGGCCGGCCCCUGGAUAUGAAGCCCAGCAAAAGGGCGUGGCGCAGUUUGCUUCGUUCGAAGGAGCCACCAAGGACGGGAAAUUUAACGAGGAUGCGCUUCCAGCCAUGCCGAGUUGGGACCAGGCCGUAAGCCGGAAGGUCGAGGUCGAGGUCGAAGAGACACCAGUCGGCCACGACUCGAGCGACUACGAGAUGCAGAAGCUCGAUCCUAAGGGAGGGCCAAACGGCACUCCUCCCCCGCCCAGCAUGCGUGGCUCGCCUCAACAAUCCGAAACCGGUUUCCCUCCCCAAAGCGGACCACCAGGACAACAGCCAACGACCGCUUUCGCCAAUGGCGACCUGGCUACUCCGCAAUCCUACCAGACGAUGCACGAAUACCACGCUGGCCAGGAAAACAUGUACGGCAACAACCAACAAGGCUACGGAGGCUAUGGAGGUUACGGGGCGCAAGCUCCGCCGCCGCAGAGCCAGCCCUACUUCCACUCCGAAGAUCCCUACGGCCAGCACUACCAAGACGACCACAACGGCGCAGUAGGAGGCUACGGCGCGCCGAGCGUGAACGGCUAUCCAGCGACGGGCUACGCGCCCUCGGGCUCGACCAUGUUCGAGCCGCCCUCGAUAGCCGGCGACCCGCACCAGCAGAUGCACUCGCCCGCGCCCUACAACAUGCCCAUCUCGCACACCCCCGUCAACGACACCUACCAGCGCACCAUGUCGCCGGCCAACAGCGCCUUCGCUCGCGCUCGCUCCCCGGCCAACGACCCUUAUGCCCGCGCCCGCUCGCCCGCCAUGCCCCAGCCCCAGCCCGUGGCGCCGUACCGGCCGUUCCAGCCGUUCCAGCCGUCCGUGUCCCCGCUCCACGACCCCGUCGCUCGCACCAUGUCGCCCGCGCGCACAAUGUCGCCGGCCCAGCCGCAGUCGCAGUGGCAGACGCAGUACGCGACGGGGCAGGCGCCGCAGGGAGGCGGCCCCGGAAGAUGGUGAGAGGAUGUGGGCAGCGGCGGGCUCUGAGCGCUGAGCGCCGCGCCGCGGAUCCUUAUAACCUUUGCUUUGUCAUGCAUGCUCUUUUGUUGACCUUCUGAGAUACCCGUCUGGCUGCGGCACGGUUCUGUUU
Messenger RNA from Aplosporella prunicola CBS 121167, 1636 nucleotides. RefSeq lists its product as uncharacterized. The transcript has 2 exons. Lineage: Eukaryota; Fungi; Ascomycota; Dothideomycetes; Botryosphaeriales; Aplosporellaceae. The coding region runs from base 193 to 1506 and encodes 437 amino acids. Gene Ontology annotation, cellular component: cellular bud neck; plasma membrane. The record is from RefSeq and is a predicted model, not a curated record.